GAUUUUUGCACUUUUAAAAAACAGAGCUCCGUGCCUGGAGGCAGGGAUGAAGAAGACAUAAAAGAAGAGUUGCCCGUUGUGGUACUCAUUGCAUUGCUACUGAUUCAAAUACGAAUUCUAUACGCUCGAUCAAUUCCUUCUCCGCCAUUAACGCCGGGCAAAGAUAAUACUUUGAUUGUUGGAGACUGGAGCUGGAUAAGAAAAGGAUAAUAUAUGGAGGGCGACGCAGGAAGAGGUUUGGGAUGCCAGAAGAUUAUGGAUGGGAAGGAGAAUAAUUCCAUUGGAUCAGCCACGGCUGUUCUCCCAUCUUGUUGCUUGAAGGCUAGGGCCUGUGAUGCAGAACCUGAAGCUAUAACUCACUCGACCGUUUGUUCUGGAUGGUUCUCUGAACGUCGCUCACCAACUGAUGAAGAUGCCAAGGUGUUGUAUUAUAACAAUCCGAUGUGGCCAGGAGAAGUGCAUUCCAUCAAAGUUGAGAGUAUUCUAUUCAAGGAGAAAUCAGAAUACCAGGAGGUUCUUGUGUUCGAGUCUUCUUCAUAUGGGAAAGUGCUUGUUCUAGACGGCAUUGUUCAGCUGACUGACAAAGAUGAAUGUGCAUAUCAGGAGAUGAUUACACAUCUGCCCCUCUGUUCAAUCAAAUCCCCAAAAAAUGUUCUUGUUGUUGGUGGUGGUGAUGGGGGAGUCCUUAGGGAAAUUUCCCGUCAUUGUUCAGUGGAGCAUAUCGACAUUUGUGAGAUAGACAGAAUGGUUAUAGAUGUCAGCAAAAAAUUCUUUCCAGAGUUAGCUAUAGGCUUUGAGGACCCCAGAGUGAAACUUCAUGUUGGUGAUGCUGUGGAAUUUUUAAAGCAAACCCCUGAAGGCAAGUAUGACGCGAUUAUAGUAGAUUCAUCGGAUCCUGUUGGUCCUGCGCAAGAACUGGUAGAGAAACCAUUCUUUGAGACAUUAGCUAGGGCAUUAAGACCCGGUGGUGUUCUUUGCAACAUGGCAGAGAGCAUGUGGCUUCACACACAUUUGAUUCAGGAUGUAAUUUCAAUUUGCCGCGAAACAUUCAAGGGCUCUGUCCGGUAUGCAUGGACCAGCGUCCCUACGUAUCCAAGUGGUGUUAUCGGGUUCUUGUUAUGCUCAACUGAAGGCCCACCUGUUGAUUUUUUGAACCCAAUAAAUCCCAUUGAGAAGCUUGAGGGAGCCCUCCAAUAUCGCCGCCAACUAAGGUUUUACAAUUCUGAGGUUCACAGAGCGGCAUUUGCCUUGCCGGCUUUCUUGAAGCGAGAGGUGAGCUGUCUGCGAGAUGUCCCCGGGGUACAAAUGAAGUAAUUUGAUUCUUUGCUGACCAAUCUCUUUCCAUGAUUUGGAACGCUUAUUAUGACACUUUAGAAAAAUAAGCAGCAUAGAUUUGCUGCAAUGACUUGAUAAUAUUUGAUGUGUUGUUUGGAUUGUCAUUUGUCAUGUCUAAGUGUUGAUUUAACUAUAAUAUUUCAUGAGCUCAGGGGGGAAAUAUUAGAGUGGUGCCAUUUGUGAAUACUUAUUUCAUUAGACCCCAAAGAGGCUUGGCACAUGGGAAAAGAAGACAAUAAUCGAGGGACGCCAAG
Cuscuta campestris is the source of this 1589-nucleotide messenger RNA. The record is from the annotation of a GenBank genome assembly. Lineage: Eukaryota; Viridiplantae; Streptophyta; Magnoliopsida; Solanales; Convolvulaceae.